Molecule: messenger RNA, 2274 nt
Organism: Mixia osmundae IAM 14324
Lineage: Eukaryota; Fungi; Basidiomycota; Mixiomycetes; Mixiales; Mixiaceae
Exons: 3
Coding region: 1-2274 (757 amino acids)
Cellular component (GO): RNA polymerase II transcription regulator complex
Molecular function (GO): DNA-binding transcription activator activity, RNA polymerase II-specific; transcription cis-regulatory region binding
Source: RefSeq, a predicted model, not a curated record
AUGGAUCCUAUAGGGGAUCAUGACUCGCCAACACCCUCAUCGCCCUCGCUGACUCAUUCGCUCUCGCGCCAAGGCUCAGAGGACUCAUCUUGGCCUCGCUCGCCCAAUGUAGCACCUCAGAAUCAGUCAACGCUGGAUGAGCAAGAUGAUGAGAUGAUGGCGAUCGCCGCCUCCGAGCUCCAGGGCGACAAACCUCAGACGAAUGCCUACCUUGCUAACACUGCCGAUGAGGAGGAGGACUACGCCAAGUACCUCAACCUUGACCUGGCCAUGACGAGCCCGAUGCCCUUGUCAGCGUCCUCGCUCGUUCCCCCUCGAUCGGCUACGCCCAAUGCGAUGUCUAAUCUGCUCAAAUACUACAUGGAGGGUACAGGCAAGGGAGUGCCCGUCAACACCGACGCAUACUCUCCUGCCGAUCUGCAACGUAUCCAUGCUUUGGCUCAGGAGACUACCUCGCGCUUUGCCCUGCUCGAACAAGCCUCGCGCAACACAUCAUCCGAAGAUGCCUCGUCGGACGAAUAUCCUUUCUCCACUGGCGCACUCAACGCUAUCCAAAGUCAGACAGACAGUCUCAUGACUGAGCUUUCUGCUGCGUCGAGCGCAACGAUCGACCCUACGCUCGUCUCUGACGCUAUCCAUCCCGACAUGAUGGAGCAAGGAUCCACAUCAGCUGUCAUCAAGUCCGAGGAGACUGAGCCACUCGCUAUGCCAGCACGCACGCGCACCACAGCGCGCCGAAAUGCACGGUCUGCGAGUGUCAGAGAAGCAUCAGAGUCGCCCGCUCCACCGAGGUCAUCAAGCCGACCCAGACGUGCUAAUGGCGCACCCGUGCCAGGCUCGGUCGCUGCUCUCACCAUCCCUGCCAGCAAACCUACUCCGCCCAUCGUACUACCUGCCAAGCGUACUGCCGCUUCGACUUCGGGCUCUACGGGUCACCUGCCCCAUAUCGUGAUCCCUGCGCCCGACUAUGUUGACAAACCGUCAGCGGAAGAAUAUCAGCAGCUCAAUUCAAAGGAGAAGCGUCAGAUGCGGAAUAAAAUCUCUGCUCGUAAUUUCCGUCAUCGCAGGAAAGAGUACAUCACUCAGCUCGAAGAAGAGAUUGCCGAUCGGGACGAGAUCAUCAGUGAUCUUCAAGCAGAGAUGUCUGGUCUCAAAUUGGCCAACACAGAGCUCAAGUCUGAAGUCGGCAUGUUGAAGGACAAGUGGGACAGCGUCCUGACCAGAUUGGCCCAAGGCGGCUUUGCACAAGCUGCAACCUCCACAUCCGGCUCGUCUGCUUCAGCAACGGUGUCUGCUUCGACAAGCCCGUCAUCAGUAGCGUCCUCGGACUACGCCUCUGUCAAAGCGGAGCAUAACUUCACGGCUUCUGCGCGCCCUGAGGAAUCUAUUGACUCCUCAACGCAAAUGAACGCUCAGCCAGAAACACCGCAAGCAUCUACGUCCGCGAAUGCAGCAGCUCGGCGGCCGCAACGGAUUGCCAAGCCAAACCUGUCAAAGGAUCUCUCGCAUGCAGGUUCAGCAUGGGGUCCAGGCGGCUUUGCGCCAUUCCACAGCAAUCUCAACGUUCAUCGUACCAUGCUGCCAACGCUGGAUCUGAGCACGCGACUGUCUGGCAAGCUUUCAGAAUGGAACAGCAAUCUCAAGCUGCCUUCUGCCGAUGCCGAUUCUCUAUAUGCUGACAAGCCAGCGCAAGAAAACAUGAACCCCGCGCUGAAUGGCAAAUCUCGCGAAGACUUUGCUGCGUUCACGCAGCAUUUGCGCUCGCUGCCCGGCGCGGGCCGAUAUGAUACUCGAGCAGACUUCAUGGCUGGCAAUCCUCUCCAUCUCGAUCCUUUGAGACUCAAGGAAUAUCGCUCACAGCUCUACGGCAAAGUCUCGAAUAACGCAUCAGGCUUGCUUGCAUCGCCUCUGCCUGCCGGUCUCAAACCAGCUUAUCUCACUGGCUCUAGCGCAGCAUUGCUAGACGAAGUCAGCAAGCCGACCAAAGAAGAUCCCCAAGACGUCGCUCGCGUAGCUGGUCUAGCGAAGUGCGCUCUGGUCAAUAGACUCGGCAUGGCUUUCUGCGAUGCUUUCAAGGGUCCUGCAGCGGGCGAGAAACUCGCGAGCGUGCUCUCUGGCAAAGCCAAGCUCAUCGUUGCACCGACCGAUCCUGCGGAUGCUCUUAACGAUCGGCUCAAUGGCCUCAGUCUCACGAGCAAUGCCAAUACUUCCAGGCCAGGCUCGCCAUCUGGCGUGUGCUCCUUCCAAGCGAUGCAGGGGAUGUGGCAGAAAUGA